UAAAUAGGGGUUUUUCUUAGAGAGAGAAAAUGAUCGGAGUAGAGGAGGGAUGGAGUAUUAUGAAUUCUCUGGAUUAUUCUGUUAGCUUCUGUUUUAAGGAAGAAAUAAAGCAACGUUCACUCAACAAGAACACAGAGACUAAAGAAAUGGAAAAAUUCACUCGGCUGGAAGCUCUGCUGUUUACUGCUGUGCUGGAGAAUUGCGUUGAUCAGCUCUCAAUCCUUGGAUAUAUCAUGCCGGUUUCAUACGAGGGCAAGACAGACAUGAGUUGUAUUGAGAGCCAGGAAAUGAAAGAAAUCGGAGACAACAAGGACAUUGACCACCAAGAGCUUACAUGUGCAAGGCAAGGGGGUGGGGAAACAGUUACCUCCAAGCCUCUGAAAAGCACUGAACACAAGCAGCAGCUGGGGAAUUCUGAGGAUCUGAAAAGAGCCCAUCGUAUUUCCAACAAGUCCAUGAAACACAGCGCUCUGUCUGCAGAUACUCUCAGAAAAAUUCAGGCUGACAGGCAGUAUGCAAGUGAUGUAAUUACUGCAACUAUGAAAGAGAUGCAGGAAUCAGGAACAUUUAACAGCCUAACAGAAUCUAAUGGGAGAGAGAAUGCAAAGAAGAGCAAGUUUCACGACAUCCUCAUCAGGGAGGAGGAAGGAAAGAAGGAGAUAAAGUCACUCCAGAAACAGCUGCAAGAUGUCAAGAAAGAAACUGAAAUGGAACUUCAGAACCGAGAUAAUAUGAUUGUCUACCUCAAAGAUGAGUUCCAAGAGAUGAAGGCCAAAACAGACAUGGAGAAACGCUACGUAAAAAAAAGCACAGACCUCCAGGUCCACCAAACCCAGAAGAAGUGCAGCAAUGCAGAGAAUGGACUGAAAAAGGAAAUUGAGGACUUGAAGAGGAAAACUGAUGAGGAGAUUCGUGUCCACAUGGAGAUUGAAAAUUUCCUCAGGCAAUACUAUAAGAAGGUGGAGGAGAAGCUGGAGUACUGGGUGGACAAGUAUGAAAAUGACACAGACGCUAAAGACAAAGAACUUGAAGCCCUAAAAGAAUCAAAGGCAAGCAACGUGGAAAUGCUGCAGAGAUUUGCCAGUGAGUGCCAGACGUUUGAGGAAACCAUCAUCGCUGAUCGGGCAGAAAAGGAGGCUAAAAGAAGACAACUAGAGCGGGAUGCCCUGGAACUGAAGAGCAUCCUGAAGCUGCAGGCCUGGUGGAGAGGUACUAUGGUCCGCAGAAACCUUGGCCCCUACCAGAACCUCAGGAAGAGUCGAGAGAAGCAGCUGUUAAAGCAGACGAACAAAAAGGAAAAACCUGGAGCAAAGAAAAAGAAAUAAGUAAGAAACCCAGCCACAGACGCACUCCGAGGCUGCUGCUGGGCAGGGCACUGCUCUGUGCAUCCAUCAGGACGAAAUAAACCAUGUGAUAGGUUUUGG
Molecule: messenger RNA, 1424 nt
Organism: Oxyura jamaicensis (ruddy duck)
Lineage: Eukaryota; Metazoa; Chordata; Aves; Anseriformes; Anatidae
Gene: IQCG
Product: IQ motif containing G
Exons: 10
Coding region: 30-1325 (431 amino acids)
Biological process (GO): sperm axoneme assembly; cilium organization
Cellular component (GO): cytoplasm; sperm flagellum
Molecular function (GO): protein binding
Source: RefSeq, a predicted model, not a curated record